Lodderomyces beijingensis is the source of this 918-nucleotide messenger RNA. The record is from the annotation of a GenBank genome assembly. NCBI's taxonomy places the organism in Eukaryota, Fungi, Ascomycota, Pichiomycetes, Serinales, Debaryomycetaceae.
AUGCAAAUUUUUGUCAAGACAUUGACCGGUAAGACCAUCACCUUGGAAGUGGAGUCUUCCGACACCAUUGACAACGUCAAGUCCAAGAUCCAGGACAAAGAAGGCAUCCCACCAGACCAGCAGAGGUUGAUUUUCGCCGGUAAGCAGUUGGAAGACGGCAGAACCUUGUCAGACUACAACAUUCAGAAAGAGUCCACCUUGCACUUGGUGUUGAGAUUGAGAGGUGGUAUGCAAAUCUUUGUCAAGACAUUGACCGGUAAGACCAUCACCUUGGAGGUGGAAUCUUCCGACACCAUUGACAACGUCAAGUCCAAGAUCCAGGACAAAGAAGGCAUCCCACCAGACCAGCAGAGGUUGAUUUUCGCCGGUAAGCAGUUGGAAGACGGCAGAACCUUGUCAGACUACAACAUUCAGAAAGAGUCCACCUUGCACUUGGUGUUGAGAUUGAGAGGUGGUAUGCAAAUCUUUGUCAAGACAUUGACCGGUAAGACCAUCACCUUGGAGGUGGAAUCUUCCGACACCAUUGACAACGUCAAGUCCAAAAUCCAGGACAAAGAAGGCAUCCCACCAGACCAGCAGAGGUUGAUUUUCGCCGGUAAGCAGUUGGAAGACGGAAGAACCUUGUCAGACUACAACAUUCAGAAAGAAUCCACCUUGCACUUGGUGUUGAGAUUGAGAGGUGGUAUGCAAAUUUUUGUCAAGACAUUGACCGGUAAGACCAUCACCUUGGAAGUGGAGUCUUCCGACACCAUUGACAACGUCAAGUCCAAGAUCCAGGACAAAGAAGGCAUCCCACCAGACCAGCAGAGGUUGAUUUUCGCCGGUAAGCAGUUGGAAGACGGCAGAACCUUGUCAGACUACAACAUUCAGAAAGAGUCCACCUUGCACUUGGUGUUGAGAUUGAGAGGUGGUUUAUAG